Messenger RNA from Anopheles coustani, 1366 nucleotides. Its product is annotated as golgin subfamily A member 7. Lineage: Eukaryota; Metazoa; Arthropoda; Insecta; Diptera; Culicidae. Bases 273 to 710 code for a protein of 145 amino acids. The transcript is spliced from 3 exons. The record is from RefSeq and is a predicted model, not a curated record. Gene Ontology annotation, biological process: peptidyl-L-cysteine S-palmitoylation; protein targeting to membrane. Gene Ontology annotation, cellular component: palmitoyltransferase complex.
GAAAACAGUGAGUUUUGCAAAAGAAGUAUUUCUUGCCAAUUGUCGAUUUGCUUGCGGACUAGCGUUGCUCGAACAGAAAUUUUGGUGUGCAUCCGGAGGGCAAGGUCCCUCGUCCUACGUGGAACAUUUAAUAGGCCCAAGCAAUCGGUGCAUGUAAACUUGGCCGAUAAGUGUAACACAAAACAACGGAACGGAGACCAGACUUCGGUUACGCAUAUUUGGAGUGAGAGUUCUUCUACCGUCUGAAAAAGUGCAUCGAAAACAUUGUCAUCAUGGCGGGGAACGUACGAAUGUCCCAACCGGGCACACCAGCGACAGCACAACCAAACUACAUGAAAGUAUUUAUCCAACGGGACUACAGCGAAGGCACAUCGGUCAAGUUUCAGAAUCGGUUCCCUCCGGAGCUGGAAAGUCGGAUCGAUCGACACACAUUCGAGAGCACCAUGAACAAAUUGAACGAAUACUUUGCCGAGGCAGAGAAAGGUUCCUGCAGUACCUACUGCGAGGGUUGCCUGGCUUGCAUCACAGCGUACUUGAUUUACAUAUGCACUGAAACACACUAUGAAAAGUGCCUCCGGAAAGUGUCCAAGUACAUAGCGAUGCAAAACGAGCGGGUGUACAAUCCGAAGGGACUGCAGAUAACCGAUCCGGUGUACCGUGGGCUGCGAGUAAUAGAAAUUUCGAUACUGGAUCGCCCCGGGCGCACGUGACUGCCGCUUUCCCAUUCAACGGAGGAGUUUUUCAUGUAAAACCCACACUGGACUGGAGCGAAACGCUUCGGGCAGGACAAAACAUUCUGUUUCGCCAUCAUCCUCCGGAGAAUAAGCCAGUGGAAUAUGCACGAUCAAACCUACUAGCGUACACAGCAAUCGUACGGCGAACGAAACACUUCCAAUCGACGACAGAGAUUUUGCGCACCGUGUGGACGCGGCCGUCACUUUCCAGCGCGUGCACCCCAGGAAACCAACAAUGCAUACAAUUUGAUGCGCAGGGAUGCAUCCCUCCCUGCGCCACGACACAACGAUACGCCCCAUAGGAUUCCGCCGCUCGACGUCUUCGGGACGAUAAGUCAUGUUGAAUAUACAUUAUACAUAUAUAGAGAUAUACAUUUGAAAACAACAUCCCGUAGCGAUUAACAUGAGCCCCCUCACCCAUCGCUGUGCCCUCCUACUGUCCCUUUUAUCCACGAUCUGUGCCGAUGAUUUCAGUACUCCCAGCAAUAACACCCCAAACCGCACCCGACAGACGAAAUCUUUCUACGAAUUCCAAUACUUAUACAAGCCCUUAGCUGUUAGGUACGCAGGGAAGCAGCAAGGAAGUAAACCGCUCCUAGAGUAAUCCGGGUACGGGAAGGGUUUAAACUAGA